UCUCGAAGGCGAUUGUAGUUUAAGUUCUCUUCCCGGUUCUUCGAUUCGAGGUCGACGUGCGUAAUCACAUAGACGCGUUUUUAAUAAUUUAUUAUAGCUGUGCAAUUCGUUAUUACGAUCGGUGGGAAAUAUCCCAGAAGAUGAAGUCAACGCGACAAGUAGUUGGGAUUUUUUUGUCCACUUGCCUGCUGCCGUUCAUCUUUCUACAAAGUGUUCAGGCCCAAGGAAGCUGUAGAAAUCCCAACCAGAAUCAGGGCCAAUGUUUGUCCAUAUACGACUGUCAGAGUCUGCUUUCCUUGGUCCAGCAGACAUUCGUUACCUCGGAGGACAGGAACUUCCUUCGCAACUCGCAGUGCACCAAUGGAGUGGGCCGCCAGCCUCAUGUUUGCUGCACAAAUGAUCGGAGCUAUGGCCCACAGGACACCACCUCCACAGCACCACCAGUGACGCCUGCCAAUCCGGGCCAGCAGGGUCAAGAGGGUCAGCAAGGUCAGGGCAACCUGUUACCCUCGCCACCGAAAUGUGGACCGCACUCCUUCAGCAACAAGGUCUACAAUGGCAAUGACACGGCCAUAGACGAGUUUACCUGGAUGGCUCUGCUUGAGUAUGUAGAUCGUAGAGGACGUCGUGAGCUUAGUUGUGGUGGCAGUCUCAUCAACAGUCGUUAUGUUCUUACCGCUGCCCAUUGUGUUAUUGGUGAUGUAGAAAAGGCAGUCGGACGCCUAACUACCGUUCGUUUGGGUGAAUAUGACACCAGCAAGGAUAUCGAUUGCGUAGAUGGCAUCUGCAACCUGCCCGUCAUUGAAAUGGGCAUCGAACAGGCCACUGUACAUCCUCAAUAUGAUCCCAACGACAGGAACCGCGUCCACGACAUCGCCUUAUUGCGACUAGAUCGCCCAGUUACACUUAAUGAGUACAUCCAGCCGGUUUGUUUGCCUUUGGUCAGCACACGAAUGGCUAUCAACAUCGGCGAACUUUUGGUAGUCAGCGGGUGGGGACGUACCACCACAGCCCGCAAGAGUACGAUAAAACAGCGCUUAGAUCUUCCGGUGAACGACCACGACUCCUGCGCGCGAAAGUUCGCCAUGCGUAAUAUUCAGCUGAUCAGUUCGCAGCUUUGCGUAGGAGGUGAGUUUUACCGGGAUAGCUGCGAUGGAGAUUCGGGAGGACCAUUGAUGAGGAGGGCCUACGACCAGGCCUGGUACCAAGAAGGUGUGGUCUCCUUCGGCAAUCGCUGCGGACUAGAAGGAUGGCCUGGGGUUUAUACACGGGUCUCCGACUAUAUUGACUGGAUCCUGGAGACCAUUCGGCCAUGAAGGGCUAUUCUUUGUUCAAAUGAUGUUUUAAUUAAAGUCAAGUUGAGAGCGUU
This is a messenger RNA of Drosophila eugracilis, 1369 nucleotides long. It is a transcript of the gene Sp7, whose product is annotated as serine protease 7. Bases 141 to 1316 code for a protein of 391 amino acids. Gene Ontology annotation, biological process: proteolysis. Gene Ontology annotation, molecular function: serine-type endopeptidase activity. The record is from RefSeq and is a predicted model, not a curated record. NCBI's taxonomy places the organism in Eukaryota, Metazoa, Arthropoda, Insecta, Diptera, Drosophilidae. The transcript has 5 exons.